Molecule: messenger RNA, 6065 nt
Organism: Cygnus atratus (black swan)
Lineage: Eukaryota; Metazoa; Chordata; Aves; Anseriformes; Anatidae
Product: sodium/potassium/calcium exchanger 3-like
Exons: 26
Coding region: 64-4497 (1477 amino acids)
Biological process (GO): signal transduction; intracellular calcium ion homeostasis; calcium ion transmembrane transport
Cellular component (GO): cytosol; membrane; endocytic vesicle
Molecular function (GO): small GTPase binding; guanyl-nucleotide exchange factor activity; calcium, potassium:sodium antiporter activity
Source: RefSeq, a predicted model, not a curated record
CGGCGCCCGGCGCGGCUCGGCUCGGCUCGGCGCUGGGGAUCGGAGCGGAGCGCGUUGGCCGCGAUGGGCGCCUCAGCGGCGGAGCGGCGGCGGCGGCGGCGCGGGGAGCUGCUGCGGGGGCAGCUGGGCGCCCUGGCCGCCCUGGCUCUGCUCCUGGCCGGCUGCGCGGCCGGCCGCGGUGGUUAUGAUGCUUUGAGCUAUUCUGUGGAAAUCGAUGACAAAUGGAGCGGGAGACAGCUACUGCAAGCAAAUGAGGACAACACGACUGAGGUCCCAGAGGAUGGGGGGCAGCUCUAUGUCAGAAAUUGCACUGAACCAGCUCUCCAUGAAUUCCCCAAUGACAUCUUUACAAACGAGGACAGGAGGCAUGGAGCUGUCAUCCUGCACGUCCUUUGUGCCAUGUAUAUGUUUUAUGCUUUGGCAAUUGUCUGCGAUGAUUUCUUCGUCCCUUCAUUGGAAAAGAUUUGUGAACGCUUGCAUCUUAGCGAAGAUGUGGCUGGGGCAACUUUCAUGGCAGCUGGCAGCUCUGCUCCUGAGUUGUUUACAUCUGUCAUAGGUGUUUUUAUCACAAAAGGAGAUGUAGGCGUUGGAACUAUCGUGGGCUCUGCUGUAUUUAACAUUCUCUGUAUUAUUGGUGUGUGUGGGCUUUUUGCAGGACAGGUUGUUGCACUGUCGUCAUGGAGUCUCCUGAGAGAUUCAAUCUACUAUACACUGUCUGUUGUUGCACUCAUUGUGUUUAUUUAUGAUGAAAAAGUUUCUUGGUGGGAGUCCUUAGUCUUGGUGCUGAUGUAUGCCAUCUACAUUGUUAUUAUGAAGUACAACUCUACCAUUCAUCACUGUUUUGAAAGGAAGACGAAAAACGCUGCAAAUAUGGUGAAUGGAUUAGCAAACAACACAGAAAUGGAUGAUAACAGCAACUGUGAUGCUACAGUGGUGUUACUAAAGAAAGGUAACUGUUCCAGGAAUUUCCACCGUAAAGCCUCGGUGAUCAUGGUGGAUGAGCUGCUGUCUGCUUACCCACACCAGCUUUCAUUUUCUGAGGCUGGGCUCCGGAUCAUGAUAACCAGCCACUUUCCCCCAAAAACACGUCUCUCCAUGGCUAGCCGCAUGCUAAUCAAUGAGAGACAGAGACUGAUAAACAGCAGGACUUACACCAAUGGUGAAUCAGAAGUAGCAAUCAAAAUACCAAUCAAGCAUGUGGUAGAGAAUGGAACAGGCCCAAGCAACUCAGCCGAGCGGGGCAUGAACAGCACACGGCGAGAGGAGGACAUGGCUGAGGCUGGCACUGAAACAGAAAAUGAGAAUGAGGAUAAUGAGAACAAUGAAAAUGAUGAGGAAGAGGACGAAGAUGAUGACGAUGAUGACCAUGAAGGGCCGUACACACCUUUUGACCUACCCACUGGCAAAAUAGAAGUCUUGAAGUGGCUCUUCACAUGGCCAUUGAGUUUUGUCCUGUAUUUCACAGUGCCCAACUGUAACAAACCCCACUUGGAAAAAUGGUUCAUGGUUACUUUUGCUUCUUCUACCCUCUGGAUUGCAGCUUUCUCAUACAUGAUGGUGUGGAUGGUGACAAUCAUUGGCUACACACUGGGAAUUCCAGAUGUGAUAAUGGGCAUCACUUUCUUGGCAGCUGGAACCAGUGUGCCAGACUGCAUGGCAAGCCUUAUCGUAGCAAGGCAAGGUAUGGGGGAUAUGGCUGUGUCCAACUCCAUUGGAAGCAAUGUUUUUGAUAUUUUAAUUGGCCUAGGUCUCCCAUGGGCUUUGCAGACCUUAGCAGUGAAUUACGGAUCAUAUGAGUUCAAGGCAUUCAGUGGAGUCUUCCCAGGGACGAUGUCGUCUUUGACGAUGAAAGCUCAUUGUUUGGACAAAAGAGGAAGUUUCUUUAAGCUCAUUGACACAAUUGCCUCAGAAAUCGGAGAACUGAAACACGAGAUGGUACAGACAGAUCUCACAGUGGAAGAUGAAUCUGCAGAUUUGCAAAGUCUAGUAAAGGACAUGGAUAAUGUCUCUCCAGAGAAAAAGGUUGUAAAAGGCUGCCCCCGUGACUCUGGAUAUGACAGCCUAUCCAACAAGCUAAGCAUAUUGGACAAACUCCUUCAUACUCAUCCCGUGUGGCUGCAGCUUGGUCUGAAUGAUGCUGAAGCCGUGGAAAUUCUGCGUGCCCAGCCUGCUGGGAUAUUUCUGGUUCGGAAAUCUGCAAGACUACAGAAGAAGGUCAUAUCUCUGCGUCUGCCCAGAGACUGUGGGUCCUGUCUAAAAGAAUUUGCGAUAAAAGAAAGCACAUACACAUUUUCCUUGGAGGGCUCUGGAAUAAGUUUUGCUGAUUUAUUCAGGCUCAUUGCUUUCUACUGUAUUAGCAGGGAUGUCCUUCCGUUCACCCUGAAGUUGCCUCAUGCUAUUGCUGCAGCAAAGACAGAAGUUGAACUUGAAGAGAUUGCUCAGCUUGGACUGAACUUCUGGAGCUCUCCGGCUAACAGCAACCCCCUGGAUCCUUCACUUCCCCGUAGGCCUCUGCCUUUAGACAGUGCUUGUAAAGGCUCACGUCAGCUCUGCCUUAUAAAUGGAGUGCAUUGUAUACGAACCAGAACGCCUUCAGAGCUGGAGUGCAGCCAGACCAACGGAGCGCUGUGUUUCAUUAAUCCACUCUUCUUAAAAGUGCACAGCCAGGAUGUCAGUGGAAGCCUGAAAAGGCAGAGCCUGAGAUCUCAGGACUUGAAUGGCACUGAGAGGCCUCGCUCCCCGCCACCCCGGCCACCACCUCCUUCUAUUAAUAGUAUCCUCACGAGUCCACAGCUUUCCAGGACUAUAAAGCAGGCGAGCAUGCCAGAAACAGUCAACCAUAAGAAAGAGAGAGACUUGGAUUUGCUGCAGAAUAAACCAGCCCCUAUUCCGCCUCCCCGGCUGAAGAAGCAGGCUGUUUGUGUGGAGGUGGAAGGUAGCCCAAAGACCGCAGCGGUAAUUCGACCUGCCUGCAGCUCUGUGCCUGUCCCGGAAGCUGCUGGCAUUCUGGGUGAAACCCUGCCUGAGCCGGCUCUAGCAGCCUCCAAGAAGAGUGUAGCUACCAGCUCUGAGUCACAUGUACCCCGGAAUGGAGGCAGACAGAGGCUGAGCGACAUGAGCAUUUCCACCUCCUCGUCAGACUCGCUGGACUUCGAUCGGAGCAUGCCGUUGUUUGGCUAUGAGGGUGACACUAACAGCAGCCUGGAGGAUUUUGAGGGGGAAAGCGACCAAGAGAGCAUGGCACCUCCGUUGAAGCCCAAGAAGAAAAGAAACAGUUCGUUUGUUCUCCCCAAGAUUGUGAAAUCUCAGCUACGGAAAGUUAGUGGAGUUUUCAGUUCCUUCAUGACUCCCGAAAAGAGGAUGAUUAAGAAGAUUGCAGAGAUGUCCCAAGAUAAACGCACCUAUUUUGGGUGCCUAGUGCAGGACUAUAUCAGCUUUCUCCAGGAAAACAAGGAGUGCCACGUUUCAAGCACCGAUAUGCUGCAAACGAUUCGGCAGUUCAUGACCCAAGUCAAGAAUUAUUUGUCCCAAAGCUCCGAACUUGAUCCCCCAAUUGAAUCACUGAUUCCAGAGGACCAAAUAGAUGUUGUCUUGGAGAAGGCCAUGCAUAAGUGCAUUCUGAAGCCGUUGAAGGGCCACAUUGAAGUGAUGUUGAAAGAGUUUCAUACUGCAGAUGGUUCUUGGAAACAGCUAAAGGAAAACCUGCAGCUGGUGCGCCAGAGGAAUCCUCAGGAGCUGGGCGUGUUUGUUCCAACACCAGACUUUGUGGAUGUUGAAAAGAUUAAAGUCAAGUUCAUGACCAUGCAGAAAAUGUAUUCGCCUGAAAAGAAAGUCAUGCUGCUGCUGAGAGUUUGCAAAUUGAUUUACACUGUUAUGGAGAAUAACUCAGGGAGGCUAUAUGGAGCUGAUGACUUCUUGCCUGUGCUGACAUACGUAUUAGCCCAGUGUGACAUGCUGGAGCUGGAUACUGAGAUUGAGUACAUGAUGGAAUUGCUGGAUCCAUCUUUGCUGCAUGGAGAAGGAGGCUAUUACUUGACAAGCGCUUAUGGAGCACUUUCACUGAUCAAGAAUUUUCAGGAAGAGCAAGCUGCCAGACUGCUAAGUUCCGAAGCCAGAGAUACUCUUCGGCAAUGGCACAAAAGGAGGACAACUAACAGGACGAUACCUUCCGUUGACGAUUUUCAGAACUACCUUCGAGUUGCAUUCCAGGAAGUUAACAGUGGAUGUACAGGAAAGACCUUACUAGUAAGGCCAUAUAUCACUACAGAAGAUGUAUGUCAGCUUUGUGCUGAGAAGUUUAAAGUGGACAAUCCAAAAGAAUAUAGUCUGUUUCUUUUUGUUGAUGACACCUGGCAGCAACUGACAGAAGAUACCUACCCUCAGAAAAUUAAGGCUGAGUUGCAUAGCCGUCCACAACCCCAGGUCUUUCACUUUGUCUACAAACGCAUUAACAGUGAUCCUUAUGGUGCCAUUUUUCAGAACAACUCUGCUUCUUAAAAUCAGUAAUUUGCAGUUUAAUUUCUGUUGCUUAACUGUUGAAAACAUCUUUGUUGGCUGCCUGCCUUAGGAUCUAAAACAGUCUAUGCAGGUUUUAAACCAUCAAUGCCUAGUAAAACACAUGCAGACACAUCUAGCGUUGCUUACAAAAAAAAAAAAACCUGCAAACAUGUAAACCAUGCAUAUGGCCAGUUGUACAGGAUAUUCAACCAGCAUGUUUGAGUAAAUGGCCCAUAAAGCUGAAUUUCUUGUACCACAGACUCUCUUGAAAUGAAACAUACUAUAUUCUGGCCUUCUGCAAUUUUUUUGUUGUAGUGAGCCAAAAUCUAUUUUCUUACACUCAUCCUUUAGCCAAAUGUCACUUUGAUUUAAAUAUAUGUAUGCUAGACAUAUACUUCAGUAAACUGUCUGCUGUAUGCUCAGUUUCACCAGCAUGAGUUAAACAAGACUGUCCGAUGCAGGGCAUCAAUUAACUCAUAAUUACCUGGAUGAUUGCAUCCUUUUCUAAUUUUUUUAUUACAGAAAAGCUUCCUGUUAUAUAUAUAUAUAUAUUUCCUAGAAAUUUUAUAGCAGUUGCAGGUAAACUGUCAGGGUUGGUUUUUAAAAUAUUUUUUUAACUAUAAAGUAUUAUAUAAUUAUGCAUGUGAUUUUAACACUUAAUAUACAAGAAUAAAUCUCUUGCUGGUUUUAGAGCAUUGCAUUAAAAGUCUCUUUGGUUUCUCUUCUUUUCCUGUUACAGGAGAGUUUUUAUGAAAUUUCUAUUAUGUAUAAGAUUGUAACAUUGGCACUGGUGAUUUCAGUGCCUUUAUAUGAACUUGAUGUACUGUUUCCUGGUUUAUUGUUUAUAUGCGUUGUGUAAGAUAGAACGAGGUGUAUGGAACAGGAAGUUGAAAGAAAAGGAUGUAGGGAAGGGGCAGAGAAAGAAUUUAGAGAACCUGUUUUAGGAUUAAAACAUGUUUGUCUGCUGGUUCAGGCUCCUUGCAGAAAAUAAGCAAAGGAGGUUGGUAAGGAACUUCUAUGUAAACGUUAUUGUAGAGGGAUUUGACGGAACCUAUUCCAGAUACUAUUUGUGUUGGCGGAAGAUUAGAUGUGUUAACACGGUGAAUGAGAACGCUAACCAUUUUGUCUGUCUGUCAGCACCAUCAAAAUGUGCUUUGGACUGAAGAGUGUGUUGUAGCAUUUCAUGAUUCUAAGUUACUGAGUAGAUGAUGUAUGAAAUCAGAGUCCUACGUAUACAAAGAUAAAACGGUAUUUAAUAUGUGUAUUCUGUACACUUGUACAAGAUAGAUGGUGCUGUGCUGUGGGUCAGGUUGACCUACUUAAGUCAGGUAUGGCUGCUCUUUUUAGAGGGAUGCAGGGUUCUCUCCAAAUCCAGCGUGAGCAGCAAAAUGUAAGGCAGAUGACUGCAGAAAUACGUCAUGAGCAGUGUGUAUUGUACAUAUAAAGAUCUGUAGCAUUUUUAAUGUCAGUUUGCCGUGUAUUUGAAACCCCUAGUAACUGUUUGUAUUGCGUUUUGUAAAAGGUAAAUGGUGAGUUUUGCACGUAAUACAUUGUAAUACUGAAUAUAA